GCUGUCGUACACGGACGACACGGCCAUGAGCAGGUCGGUGGUGCAGUCCCUGCUGGCCAAGGGGGAGUUCGAUGAAGUUGAUAUGGCCAAGAGGUUUGCUGAGGAGUACAAGAAGGAACCCAACAGGGGCUAUGGGAUGGCUGUUGUCAAUGUCUUCAAGAAGCUCUUGAGCCCCAAGUGCAACGAUGUCUUUGAACCAGCAAGAGCCCAGUUUAACGGGAAGGGCUCCUAUGGCAAUGGUGGUGCCAUGAGGGUGGCGGGCAUCUCUCUCGCCUAUUCCGAUGUCCAGGAUGUCAAGAAGUUUGCAAAGCUGAGUGCUGAACUGACCCACGCCAACUCCCUGGGCUACAACGGAGCCAUCCUGCAGGCCCUGGCUGUGCAUCUUGCCCUGCAGGGAGAGCUCAGCAAAGAGACCUUCCUGGAGCAGCUCAUCAGCCACAUGGAAGAUGUAGAGGCAGACGAUAAGUCUCUUACUGACGCACGAGCGCUAGGAUUUGAAGAUUUACCCUUUUCAAGGCGCCUAAAGAAAAUAAAGGAAUUCUUGGAACUCAGCAGUGUUCCCAAAGCAGAUGUAUUGUUUGAAUUGGGCAACGGCAUCGCUGCUUUGCGCUCUGUCCCUACGGCGAUUUACUCCUUCCUGCGCUGCAUGGAGGCUGAUCCGGACAUCCCUGAUCACUACAGCAACCUGCAGAGGACCAUCAUCUACUGUAUCUCUCUGGGUGGAGACACAGACACCAUUGCUACCAUGGCAGGAGCUAUUGCAGGGGCUUACUAUGGGGAGGAACAGAUCCCCCCAAGUUGGGAGCAGAGCUGUGAAGCUUUUCAAGAGACACAGAAGCUGGCAAAUAGCAUGUAUGAACUCUACUGCCAGCGGCUCUGA
This is a messenger RNA of Nestor notabilis (Kea), 880 nucleotides long. It is a transcript of the gene ADPRS, whose product is annotated as ADP-ribosylhydrolase like 2. The record is from RefSeq and is a predicted model, not a curated record. Gene Ontology annotation, cellular component: mitochondrion; nucleus. Bases 26 to 880 code for a protein of 284 amino acids. The transcript is spliced from 5 exons. Lineage: Eukaryota; Metazoa; Chordata; Aves; Psittaciformes; Psittacidae.